This is a messenger RNA of Dalotia coriaria, 1069 nucleotides long. Its product is annotated as alpha-tocopherol transfer protein-like. NCBI's taxonomy places the organism in Eukaryota, Metazoa, Arthropoda, Insecta, Coleoptera, Staphylinidae. Gene Ontology annotation, cellular component: membrane. The coding region runs from base 153 to 995 and encodes 280 amino acids. The record is from RefSeq and is a predicted model, not a curated record. Gene Ontology annotation, molecular function: phosphatidylinositol bisphosphate binding. The transcript is spliced from 4 exons.
UGUUUCGCGCACGUCCUUCAAGUAGGUAUUUCACGUUUAUCGCCUGCUAAUAAUUUUAAAUUCAGUACUCAUUCAACCGUUGGAUAGAGAUGUCUACGUUUUGAGUGCGUGGUGUUUUCCGUAUUUUGUGCGCACUGAUAAGAUAAAUAAAAAUGGAUAUUGAACGACAAUACGAAACCAUCGAACAACUCAAACGCUCCGACGUUAAAGCUUUGGAGAACUGGAUUGCAAGUCAACCACAUCUACCAAAAACCAGUGAAUCGCAUCUUAUUCUUGUCUUAUUCAGUUGCGAAUUCGAUUUGGAGCGCACAAAAAAAUGUCUGGAGUUUUACUACACAAUACGUGCAUCUUACACGUCGGUGUUCGCAAAUCGUGAUCCAGAGUUACCAAGGAUUAUUCAAGGAUUAAAGUCCUAUAUCUUUGAACCAUUUCCUCAGCUGACAAACGAUGGCUACGGAGUAUUCUACGCUAAAUUAAUCAAUCCAGCCAUAGAUAAUUACGAUUUUCACACACAAAUGAAACUAAUGGAUAUGCGAGUACAUGUUUGGCUUCGUGAAGUGGGUUGUGUAAAAGGAAUCACUUUUAUUAUUGAUAUGACGGGCAGUUCCAUACGGCAUCUGCAUAAACUUGGAUAUUUUAAUGGCAGAAAAGCGUUGAGUUAUAUGUUGGAAGGACUUCCUGUUCGUUUAAGAGCAGUGCAUAUUGUCCACCCAACAAAUUUUGUUGAUGCAGUAUUUACGAUUGUACAUCCGUUGAUAUCUGCGGAAUUGCGUUCAAAUUUGCAUGUACAUCAUGGUGACUCCAUAUUGGAUGUUCUACCAAAGAAUUGUAUUCCAAAUGAACUCAAUGGGACCGGUGGUGCUGUAGAUGAUCUUCACAAGAAUUUUAUUGAAACUAUCAAAAAGAAUCGCGACUACUUUUUGGAAGAUGAACAGUAUAAAGCUGACGAGUCAAAACGUGUUAAACAAGGCUUAUUAAAACGUUUUGGCUUUUGAAACACUUAUAGUUUGAAAAAGAUUGUUUUGUUAUUAAUUUGUUACUAUAAUUAAAUAAAAACAGUUGUAAUUUA